AUGCCCGGCGAUAAUUGUGCAGUUUUUAAUUGUGGAAGCAGCCGUAGAACGAAAGGUAUUGGAAUUUUCAAACUUCCAGCGGCAAAUAACGACGAAAAAAAGAAAUGGAGGGAACUUCUCCUGAACGAAAUAACGAAGAGCAGGGUACUGGACAAGGCCUUCAAAGAAAGAGUGAAAAAUGACAGAGUUUUUAUAUGUGAAAAACAUUUCCUACCAGAGCAAAUAGAAAUUUUUGAUUCAAAGAGGAAAGGGCUGAAGCCUGGGGCUCUACCAAGUAUCAAUAUGCCAAUAAAAAGCUUCCAGAAAGAGAAAAAAGAACGAAGGCACAUUCCUAUGGGGAGAGAUUUGUUACCGGAAGAGGAAUCCAAAAACAUGAUUUAUAAAUCUUUUGAUGAGUUAUGCCAGAGGGUGAAGGCACAAAGAUUUGAUGGAAUUUGGUCCCCUGAUAUCUCCUGUGAUAUGGCAAGAAUCAAGAAAUUUGAAUUUCCUUUCAUACUGCCCAAAUACGAAAUUAUAAUUGAUGCAAGCUUGGGUUUUUCUGUUUCAAUUUAUGGAUGGCUUCUGCCUGAUGACCAUCAUAUCUACAAAGUGAACAGAAGAUCAAUGCAAAAUAUAACUGUUUCCAACUUGUUGAAAAUGGUUGAGUCAUAUGAAAUUUGCUGUGGUAUGACAAACAAAGAAAUUUCCUCUAAAGUGGUCAAUCAUGUUGUACCAAUGCAAUUUGACCCACUUCUAAUGGAAGAUGAUGAGCAUUUUAGUUGUAAGGAGUAUACCAGAUCAAUCAACUGUGUUGUUCUGACUGAUACAGCUAAAUGUGAUAGCUGCAUAAAGGCAGACAAAUCUCUUGAAAGUUUUGCAGUCAGAAAAAAUCAACAGCUGACCACACCAGCCAAACUAAAAGCACCUAUUUCUGCAACAAACCCACACAGAGUUUUGCUAUCCCUUCGAGAGCAAAGAUUGAAAAGCGCACAAUUGGAAAAACAAAUUCAAGACAUGCAAGUUGAGCUUGAAAAGUCAUCGAUCCAGGUUGAUCAAAGUUUAGAAGGAGAUUUCCUUGAUAUUCUUGACACUUCAUCUGAGAAGAUGACACCUUUUCUGAAACUGUUUUGGGAGCAGCAAGUCAAAAUGAGAAAAACAUCCAAUUGUGGAGCAAGAUUUCACCCCAUGAUUAUCAAAUUCUGCUUGUCAAUGUCACAGAAAUCAGCAUCUUCAUAUGAUGAGCUAAGAAAUACAUUUGGGGAUGUCAUUAAACUACCAAGUAGAAGAACACUGCGGGAUUAUAAAAAUUGGAUACGUCCCACAACAGGUUUUGAUAAGAAAGUUGUGGAUGAGCUUAUCAGGCUUACUGAUCAUUAUUUUGAUAUCGAAAGGUUUGUUGUUGUGCUGAUUGAUGAAAUGAAAGUGAAAUCAAACCUUGUCUUUGAUAAACACACUGGGCAGCUUAUUGGAUUUGUUGAUCUUGGCUGUGAAGAACAUAACUUUGCCACACUCGAAAAGGCAGAUGAAUUGGCUACUCAUGCACUUGCAAUUAUAGUGAAAGGACUUUGCAAAGACUUGAACUUUUGCCUUGCCUAUUUUGCCACUUCAAGUGUCACAAGUGUGCAAUUAAUGCCAAUUUUUUGGGAAGCGGUGGGCAUAUUAGAAAUGAAAUGCAAUCUCUGGCUUGUGGCAAUCACUGCAGAUGGUGCAUCUUCCAACAGAUCAUUUUUUAAAUUGCACAAAGCUUUGGAUGGGGGCUCUAACAAAAAUAUCUGUUAUCGCACUGUGAAUUUGUAUGCCAGACACAGGUUUAUCUACUUUUUCAGUGAUGCCCCCCAUCUAAUCAAGACAGCAAGAAAUUGUCUUUUCCAUUCAGGCACUGGAAAGCAUUCACGAUUGAUGUGGAACAAUGGAUCCUAUUUACUAUGGGAACAUAUUUUCAAGCUUUUUUUUGAAGAUUUAGAUAGGGACAUCAAAUUAUUACCACGUCUGUCCUAUGACCAUAUAAAGUUGACCCCAUUCUCAAUCAUGAGAGUAAAUCUAGCAGCUCAAGUACUCAGCAAAACAACAAGUCUUGUUUUGAAGAAUUAUGGCUCAGAAAAUGCUGCUGGAACUGCACUCUAUUGCAAAAUGUUUGAUUCUUUCUUUGAUUGCUUCAAUGUUCGCAGUAAAAAGGAGCAUAUAAGAAAAAUCAAGCCCUUUCUUGCACCAUAUACAAGUAAUGAUGACCUGAGAUUUGAAUGGCUAGAAAAAGGCAUGCUUCAAUACCUGAAUUCAUGGAAAGAAAGCAUCGAAAAACGCCCUGGAGAAUUCUCUAAGGGUGAUAAGAAUAAGAUGUUUAUAUCUUGGCAGACCAUGGAGGGAAUUGAAAUGGAUGUUGCAGCUCUUCCAGAAUGCAUCAAAUUUCUCCUGUCUCAAGGAUUUGAAUAUGUUUUGACAGAAAAACUGUGUCAAGAUGCAGUAGAGGAAUACUUUGGAGGACAACGAAAGUUAGGAAGAAGAAGUGACAAUCCAGACAUUUAUACCUUUGGAUACAACAACAAUGCCUUGCGAAUUCAAAAAACAAUCUCUGUAACUGGCAACACAAGGGGUAAACAUGCUGGGAGAAGGCAACAGUGGAAUGAAGUUGAUGACACAAAACUACCAAAACGGAAGUAUGAAGCAAAAGACUCUGUAUAA
This is a messenger RNA of Rhopilema esculentum, 2658 nucleotides long. RefSeq lists its product as uncharacterized. The record is from RefSeq and is a predicted model, not a curated record. NCBI's taxonomy places the organism in Eukaryota, Metazoa, Cnidaria, Scyphozoa, Rhizostomeae, Rhizostomatidae.